This is a messenger RNA of Perca flavescens (yellow perch), 1406 nucleotides long. Its product is annotated as B-cell receptor CD22-like. Bases 1 to 1191 code for a protein of 396 amino acids. Gene Ontology annotation, biological process: cell-cell adhesion. Gene Ontology annotation, cellular component: membrane. NCBI's taxonomy places the organism in Eukaryota, Metazoa, Chordata, Actinopteri, Perciformes, Percidae. The record is from RefSeq and is a predicted model, not a curated record. The transcript is spliced from 11 exons.
AUGGCACUGAUACAGGGCCAGAGUGACUGGGGAGUAACUUACCCUUCCACUCCGAUCUGUGCCUUAAAGAGAUCAACCGUGGACAUACCGUGCACCUACAGAUACCCAUCCACAGCAAGUAAUCAAACUAUAGAAGUUCGAGAACGAUUCUGGUUUGCUAAAGGGAGAGAUGAUGAACCUGUGGAUCUGAAAAAGGACUCAAACUACACAGGUCGGGUGCAGUAUCACUGUGAUGAGAAGAACUGCACUCUGACAAUCACAGACCUGAGAGAGAGAGACUCGGCUGAGUACAAGUUCAGACCUCCAGGUGCAGAUGCUCCAAAGCUUCCCUCUGUAUCAGUGAGUCCCUCUGGUGAAAUCGAGGAGGGCAGUUCAGUGACUCUGACCUGUCAAAUCGAUGCUUAUCCAGCAGCUAACUACACCUGGUACAAGAAGAAUGGGAAUCCAGAACUUCAACCUCUCAGUGAAAAUACACCGCUUGUCUUCCGCUCCAUCCAGUCCUCUGACUCUGGAGAGUAUUACUGUACAGCUGAGAAUGAGCUGGGGAGGAGGACAUCUAGAUCUAUCUCUAUUGAUGUGAAAUAUGGUCCAAAGAUUACCUCUGUGUCAGUGAGUCCCUCUGCUGAGAUAGUGGAGGGCAGUUCAGUGACUCUGACCUGUAGCAGUGAUGCUAACCCAGCAGCUAACUACACCUGGUACAAGGAGAAUGAAGACUCACCAAAAGCAUCAGGACAGAUCUUCACCAUCACUGAUGUUAGACCUGAACACAGUGGGAAUUAUUACUGUGAAGCCCAGAACAGCAGAGGACGUCAGAACUCCACCUUACAUCUGAUUGUUGGAGCAGGGAAUUCAACAACAAUAAUGCAUAUCAUCUGGCCGACUGUGGUGGUCCUAAUGCUGAUUCCUCUGCUGCUCCUGAGUCUGUGGGCGAGUUGGACUCAAUUCAGGAAGAAGAAAACUCUGAGCUCCACCACUAAACCACAUGAGCCUGUAGAGCUAGAGUUAGACUCUUGUCCUGACUAUGAGAACAUCUCAGACACUGCAGCAAAGACAGAAGACCCAGAGGAGCAGGAAGACCUGUUAGACUCUUGUCCUGACUAUGAGAACAUCUCAGACACUGCAGCAAAGACAGAAGACCCAGAGGAGCAGGAAGACCUGUCAGACUCUUGUCCUGUGUAUGGGAACAUCUGAGAAGAUGAGAUAUGAGAAAUAUCCCUGUGGAGAGCGAGGCUAUGGAGGACGCAUGAACCUUCAACUCCAGAAGAUUUUAUUGUCAAUUUUCAGUAGCAGCAGCAGAUAGGAGUUAGCAGCAGCAUGUAGCAGAACAUUUAGAAGAAUGUGGUGAUGGCAGCUUGAUCUGAAUCAUGUCGAGAUGUCAAACAUCAUUUAUUUUUCAGAUCAUCUGA